Messenger RNA from Lingula anatina, 1166 nucleotides. Its product is annotated as zinc finger protein 862-like. The record is from RefSeq and is a predicted model, not a curated record. Lineage: Eukaryota; Metazoa; Brachiopoda; Lingulata; Lingulida; Lingulidae.
GGACAAGGUAGGUUGAGCAUAAACAGAAAGCCUUAGCAAAGUUGGAAAAAACCUGGAGAUCUAUUGUUGUUCACCUAGAAAGCUAUGCUUCUGACAUGACAAAUCGAGCAGAAGACAGGGCAAAAGCCAGAGGAAUCAACAACAGAUUGCUUCAAUACAAAGUGGUCCUCUACAUGCAUUUUCUCCUCGAUGUGUUUGACCAGAUGUCCCAGUUGUCCCUUUUAUUUCAAAGAGAUGACAUAACAGUUCCUAGUGUGGUUCUGAAGUGUGAGCAUGUUCAGCUUAUGUUGACAUCCCUCCUGACUGUGAAUGGAUCCUACCUUGAGUCUUUCUAUCAACAUGUAAAUGGCGCUGUGUUCAAAGGUCAAACUCUUAGAAAUGUAAUCCAGCCAGAAGUGUUUGAGACAGACAGAGAGAUUAUCAUCAACUCACUACUGCAAAUAAUGGACAGAAAGUUUGGAAACAUUCUUGGUGGGACUGAUAUUUUUAAGGCAGCUCAGAUCUUUGAUCCAAGAAACUGGCCAGACAAUCGCAAUGAUCUGACUGCUUUUGGGCGAGAAGAUCUCCAGACACUGCUCAGACAUUUUGAACAAGUGUUGGCCAAUACAAACCCUCCAGUUAAUGCAAAUGAUGUAAACCUCCAGUGGGAAGAACUUAAAACUCUUGUUCAGGGUAAUGUGAACUUAAAGAGCCUCCACCCUAAUUCCCUAUGGGAAAGAUUCUAUUUAACAGAUCAGGAAAGGGACGAGUUUGCUUCAAUUUUGAAGGUGAUCUUCUUGGUAGAGACUUACCCACUCUCAACUGCAUGCUGUGAGAGGGGGUUUUCUACCAUGAAAAGGAUUAAGAACGACUGGCGUUGCAAUUUGGCAACCCCAACUUUAGACACAUUAAUGAGAGUGAAAAUAGCUGGGCCUCAAGCCCUGAGACAAUAUGACCCUCUACCUGCAGUUAACAGGUGGUGGUUGACUGGAGAGAGGGCAAGGAGGCCAACUAUCUUGCCUCAUGGGCCUCACGCAGACCAGUAGUGAUCAUUCACAUGAUGCUAGGGCGGGUGGAUGGGGCUGAACUAUUAUCUGUAAGAAUUUGCCUCUAGGUAAGUCCAAGUUGCCUCCAACUUUCAGACCAGGGAGCAAGUAGUUGCCUCCUAGCAAAAAAGUUAAUUUCGA